AUGGAGUAUUGUCAAUAUCCAGUGUUGUGCAUUGAAGGAUUAUGUAAUUUCACGAGGUUUCCUUUGUUUUAUGACCCUGAAAGUGAAGUCGCUGAAGCUGGUGAUGUAGGGACUCAGUAUCGGUCAGGGAUAUACUACUACAAUGAGACUCAAGCACGUCUAGCUCAGGAAUCAAAGGAAGCCAAGCAAUUGGAGCUUAAAGGCAGGACUGUUGUAACUGAGAUUCUUCCCGCUAAGAGAUUCUACCGGGCAGAGGAAUAUCACCAGCGGUAUCUGGCAAAGGGUGGCCGUUUUGGUGAUAAACAGUCUGCUGCAAAGGGUUGCACUGACCCCAUCAAAUGCUACGGCUAA
Chenopodium quinoa (quinoa) is the source of this 351-nucleotide messenger RNA. Its product is annotated as peptide methionine sulfoxide reductase-like. The record is from RefSeq and is a predicted model, not a curated record. NCBI's taxonomy places the organism in Eukaryota, Viridiplantae, Streptophyta, Magnoliopsida, Caryophyllales, Amaranthaceae. Gene Ontology annotation, molecular function: peptide-methionine (S)-S-oxide reductase activity. The transcript has 2 exons. The coding region runs from base 1 to 351 and encodes 116 amino acids.